This is a messenger RNA of Oppiella nova, 1314 nucleotides long. NCBI's taxonomy places the organism in Eukaryota, Metazoa, Arthropoda, Arachnida, Sarcoptiformes, Oppiidae. The record is from the annotation of a GenBank genome assembly.
GACUCGACCUUCCAAUACAAAUACCGGCAACAGAUCCGCGACCGCUAUAACUUGGAUCAGUUCUGGUGCGACGUAUCCGUCGACGAGUUGGCCCUCUUUGACGACUCGCUGGCCGACAAGCUCUGCAAACAGCCGGUCGAGUACCUGAAGAUCCUGGAGCUCGCGGCCACCGAAGUGGCCGAUGAGGUGACCCGUCCGCGCGCCGACGACACGGCCGUCCAAUCCAUGCAAGUGAUGCUCGCGAGCGACGCCCACCCCAUAGCGCUCCGGGAGCUGAAGUCGGACCAGAUCUCGCGACUCGUGAAAGUGCCCGGCAUUGUGAUCGGCGCCUCCAAUGUCAGGGCGAAGGCCAUCAAAAUGUCUCUCCAGUGUCGCGGCUGUCGCGAGAUUGUCAACGACGUGAACAUCAGCGCCGGCCUCGAGGGCUACCUAUUACCGCGUAAGUGUAACAGCGAUCAGACGGGACGGGCGGUCAAGUGCCCGAUCGACCCAUACUUCAUAAUACCCGACCGCUGCGAGUGCGUCGACUAUCAGCUCCUGAAGCUUCAGGAGGUGCCCGAGUCGGUACCGCACGGGGAGAUGCCGCGGCACCUGCAGCUCUACUGCGACCGCUACCUGUGCGAUAAGGUGGUGCCCGGCAAUCGGGUCACUAUAGUGGGCGUGUAUUCCAUCAAAAAGGUGUCCAAACCGGCGAAAGGGGUGAACGAGUCGAGAGCGACGAUCGGCAUACGGGCGCCCUAUAUGCGAGUGGUGGGCAUUGAGGUGAACAGCGAGGGCCCCGGAAGGGCGGCGUCCGUGCCCUACACCCCCGACGAGGAGCAACUGUUCCGCCACUUGGCCGCCACGCCCAACAUCUACGACCGCAUCGCCCGAUCGAUAGCGCCGUCCAUUUUCGGCGCCACAGACAUGAAGAAAGCCAUCGCAUGCCUGCUGUUCAGCGGUUCCCGCAAACGACUGCCCGACGGACUCAACCGCAGGGGCGACAUCAAUGUGCUACUGCUGGGCGAUCCGGGAACAGCUAAGUCGCAGCUGUUGAAGUUCGUGGAAAAGGUGGCGCCUAUUGGUGUCUAUACGUCGGGCAAAGGCUCGUCGGCGGCCGGUCUCACGGCUUCCGUAGUCAGAGAUCCCGCUUCGCGCAAUUUCGUGAUGGAAGGCGGCGCUAUGGUGUUGGCCGACGGGGGCGUCGUGUGUAUCGACGAGUUCGACAAAAUGCGCGAAGACGACAGAGUGGCCAUACAUGAGGCGAUGGAGCAGCAGACCAUCUCCAUAGCCAAGGCGGGCAUCACCACAACGCUGAACUCCCGGUGCUCGGUG